Messenger RNA from Stomoxys calcitrans (stable fly), 756 nucleotides. Its product is annotated as surface protein-like. NCBI's taxonomy places the organism in Eukaryota, Metazoa, Arthropoda, Insecta, Diptera, Muscidae. The transcript has 3 exons. The record is from RefSeq and is a predicted model, not a curated record. Bases 1 to 756 code for a protein of 251 amino acids.
AUGAGAAACGCAACAGCAGCUGGUAGCUAUGGACGACUACAAUCCGAAGACGCCAAAGUCGUCGAAGACAACAAAGGCGACGAAGACGCCAAAAGCGACAAAGACGCCAAAAGCGACAAAGACGCCAAAAGCGACGAAGACGUCAAAGGCGACGAUGACGCCAAAGGCAACGAAGACGCCAAAGGCGACAAAGAUGCCAAACGCCACGAAGACGCCGAACGCGACGAAGAUGCCAAACGCGACGAAGACGCCAAACGCGACGAAGACGAAGACGCCAAACGCGACGAAGACGUUAAAGGCGACGAAGACGAAGACGCCAAAGGCGACGAAGACGCCAAAGGCGACGAAGACGUCAAAGGCGACGAAGACGCCAAAGGCGACGAAGACGCCAAAGGCGACGAAGACGCCAAAGGCGACGAAGACGCCAAAGGCGACGAAGACGCCAAAGGCGACGAAGACGCCAAAGGCGACGAAGACGCCAAAGGCGACGAAGACGCCAAAGGCGACGAAGACGCCAAAGGCGACGAAGACGCCAAAGGCGACGAAGACGCCAAAGGCGACGAAGACGCCAAAGGCGACGAAGACGCCAAAGGCGACGAAGACGCCAAAGGCGACGAAGACGCCAAAGGCGACGAAGACGCCAAAGGCGACGAAAACGCCAAAGGCGACGAAAACGCCAAAGGCGACGAAGACGCCAAAGGCGACGAAGACGCCAAAGGCGACGAAGACGCCAAAGGCGACGAAUUUCCUUCCUGA